CAUAUCCAUCCAAAUUCCCCAAUUCAAACCCUAAAAAAUUAUAUACUUUUUUCAAAAAAAAAAAAUGUCACAAAUCUACAGCAAUUUGGGAAUGGCGCUAAAAGCUCCACCACUACCAUCAUCACCACCAUCUUCAACCCAUCAAUUCCGCACCAGUUGCUUCUCUCUCUUCUUCCACUCUCCUCCACGACCCGAUUCCACCCAUCGCUCUUUUAUCCCUAAAGCUUCUUCCCAACCCGACCCAGAACCAGAAUCCGACUCAUUUGAUGACCGUCUAUCCCAAGUACGGCUCCGGUACAGAUCCGGAACCGGGAAAAAAGCUGAAAUCCGAAAGAUAAAGAAAGGAAAGCAAACAGAGGGGUCAGGUUCAUCCGGAAGUGGGGUAUUCUUACCUCCAGUUCCACUAAAAGAAGCGGUAUCGGGUGGGUUGAAGGUGGAUUUCGGAUUCAGCCCGUAUUCAGAACGGGUAAAUGGGAGACUUGCGGGUCUAGGGUUAGUGGGGUUAUUGGCAGUGGAAUUGGCGACGGGAAAAAGCGUGAUAAAUUAUCAUACACCAGCAAUAGUAUUUAUACAGGUAUAUUUUAUGGCAGCUGUAAGUGCUUUGUAUUUGAAGCGUGAGAAAGAGAAAAUCAGUGUUUGGCCUGAGACUAAACAAUGAAACUAAACAGCUUUAUUGUAAUUCUUCAAUUACAGAGUUUUUUGUGUUAAUAUCAGAUUGUCUGCUUAAGCUUAAUCUUGGUUGUAUUGGAAAUGGUUUUGUAUUUUUCUUUAUGAAGUUAAUAUUAAUUUAUUAAUAAAAUACUUAGGUUAGAUUAGCUAAGAA
Messenger RNA from Amaranthus tricolor (Joseph's coat), 823 nucleotides. RefSeq lists its product as uncharacterized. The transcript has a single exon. The record is from RefSeq and is a predicted model, not a curated record. Lineage: Eukaryota; Viridiplantae; Streptophyta; Magnoliopsida; Caryophyllales; Amaranthaceae. Bases 65 to 658 code for a protein of 197 amino acids.